AUGAGCGCUUCGCCUGCCCUGACCAGGGGCCCGGAUCUUGCGUUUCUGCGUCUGCUGCUACCCUCGCUGCUCUUCACCUCAGCCCUAUGGCCGGCAGCCCGUGCACGAAACGCCUCGUGUGGAGGCUUCUUGACGCAGUUCCGUGGCCAUUUCCAGUCGCCAAACUACCCGGAUCACUACGACGACUCUGCUGUGUGCCGCUGGUACAUAUUCGCACCAAAAGAGUUCGCCAUCCUCAUCGAGAAGCACACUAUCGACAUCGAGGACGAUGCCAGCCGGGCAGAUUGCCCCUACGAUUACUUGAGGUAUUCCUUUGGAAACUGGAAGAAAACCUUCUGCGGGAAAGGAGCGGUCGAGCCAAUUCUCCUGGACACAAACUUCGUCACAGUCGUUCUCAAAACGGAUGCAAGUAUGUCUGGAACAGGUUUCAACAUAUCAUACAGGUUCGUCCUUCCACCGUGCGUGCGAACGUACACCACUGGCGGAGGCCUGCUCGAGAUCCCCGAGGACAAGAGCAAGCGCAACAUGCUCAUUCGCCGACGGCGCUGGUGCUUUCGCAGUGCUCGGGGAAACAGCUACCAGUUCACCUUCGACUACUUCGACCUCGUCGGCGAGCCUCCAAAGUGCCGCCACAUGUACAUGAAGGUCCUGGAGAAGAACGAGGGUCAGGUGCGCAGCCAUUCAAGGAUGUGCGGCAAACUGAUCCCGGAGCCCGUGCACACACGCAGCAGUUCGGUGUCGCUGCUCUUUCUGAGCGACCGGCCGCUUGACAAGAACGGGCUGCACGUGAGCUGGAAGGUGUUCGGCUGCAACGAGGAACACCACGCGGCUGCCGGCAAGCUGCGGUUCCCUCGCGAGGGCGUCUACACCUCCUUCCCGGCAACCUGCCGCUGGACAGUGUACGCAAACAGCGACCAGACUGUCGAACUCACGGUCACCAGGCUGAACCUGCAGCGCUGCGACCUCGAAUAUCUGAGAAUUUUCGAAGGUGAGGGCGAGCGUCGCACGCUUCUGGACGACCUGUGCCGGCUGGACUCACCUGUGGUGAUUACGUCUACCCGCCGCAUCAUGACCCUUCAGUUGCGACUACAUGCUCUGCGCCGAGACGCCAUCGAGGCUGCUUACCAGAUGAGAGCCACAUCAUGCGGUGGCCUGUACGAAGCGAGCGAGGGUUCAAUCGUGUCACCAGCCGACUUGGCCGAGGCGGAAGGCGGCCUCACCUGUCUCUGGACAAUUCGCGUCAAGAGCAACUACCUGCCCCGUGUUGAGUUCAGAGAGUUCGCAUUCAGCGAGUCUGAAAAUUGCUCCUCCGGGUACAUUGAGGCCUACUUUGUGAACCAGGGCAGCCGCAUGCAGCUGAUGCCCCGGCGCUGUUCGGCCGAGCCUCCACCGCCCGUGGUGGGCAUCGACAACGAGGUGCGUGUCAAGCUACACGUCGAGCACCGCGACUCCCGCACGCGCUUCAGGCUCCGCUUUCGAUCAGUGUGCGAGACGGUGGUGAUCGCUAACCGGACCGGUGGUGUGUCGCAGUCCUUCGGCUUUCCCAAGCUGUACGAACACGAAUCCGAGUGCAGCUGGAAUGUGUACGCGCCAAAGGGAGAGCGACUGGCGUUGUUCGUGACCGACCUGCGGUUCAGCAAAAGCAAGUACUGCGCCACGAGUACGCUUACAGUGACGGACGGCACGCAGCCCACAUCGCCUGUGCUGGCCACGCUGAGCCGGCCCGAGCCCCGUGCCUUUCUUUCGAGCGAGGAUGCCUUGUCGCUGCGCAUCUGCGGCGGCGUCGUUAAGUUCGUUUACAUGUCCGUGCCCAGCGAGACAUGCAGCAAAGCGGAGCAGCCUGUCACGGAGCCGCCACGUCGCGAGGUCCCUGCCAAGUCAAAGGUUGCCGACACUGCAGUAGUGUGGGAAGAGAUUGACCAGACGCCAACUUGAGGACAAACCGCGUCUCCGGAUCUAUGCUGUCUCCGGACGUCGGGGCGGCUUGUUACAAAUGCACAACUCUACAGAUCGUUCUGGGACACGACAAAAAGGACGUAGCACG
Messenger RNA from Rhipicephalus sanguineus (brown dog tick), 2044 nucleotides. Its product is annotated as cubilin-like. NCBI's taxonomy places the organism in Eukaryota, Metazoa, Arthropoda, Arachnida, Ixodida, Ixodidae. The coding region runs from base 1 to 1935 and encodes 644 amino acids. The transcript has 11 exons. The record is from RefSeq and is a predicted model, not a curated record.